AUGGCAGGUCCGGGGGCUGUUUUCCGCAGUCUGGGUGCCUUGUCCGCAAGUGGGGCCUUAGGAUUGGCCUGCUAUGGGGUGCACAGAGCCCAGUUUCCGGAUGCCUAUGGGAAGAACCUCUUUGACAAGACCAACAAACACCACUUCUUACACAGCCUGGCCCUGUUAGGGGUGCCCCUGUGCAGAAAACCCCUCUGGGCCAGGUUACUGCUAGCUUCUGGUACUACGUUAUUCUGCACCAGCUUUUACUACCAGUCUCUUUGUGGAGACCCCAGCAUCCGGACUUUGGCCCCUGUAAGAAGGAGCCUGCCAAUUUGGGGCUGGCUUGCCUUGGCUCUUUGAGUUUCCUUGUGUUGAAUUUCUGGGUGCUUUUUCAAGAAAUGGAACAGGGAGGGCAUUAAAAGAGAAAGGCAAA
Phacochoerus africanus (Common warthog) is the source of this 415-nucleotide messenger RNA. Its product is annotated as transmembrane protein 256-like. Bases 1 to 342 code for a protein of 113 amino acids. The transcript has a single exon. Lineage: Eukaryota; Metazoa; Chordata; Mammalia; Artiodactyla; Suidae. The record is from RefSeq and is a predicted model, not a curated record.